AUAGGCCACAUUCGCAAGCAGUAUAAAAUCGGCCGCAUGCUCGGUGAAGGAGGAUGUGGUAGUGUUUAUGAAGGGACUCGCUGCAAUGAUGGACUUAAGGUGGCUGUAAAAUGUUCAAAGAAGAUGCCAGACAUGCCAUAUAUCAGAUUGCCUGGUCAUCCCAAACGUCUCCCCAUAGAGAUUGGCCUGAUGCUCAUGGCCAAUAAGGGCCCCAGCGUUCCCCAGAUCAUUGAGCUGCUUGACUGGGAGGACAACACAGACCACUACGUGAUGGUCAUGGAGCGCCCUGUACCUUGCGUGGACUUGUUUAGUUUUGUGGAUCACCAUGGAGGAAGCCUUGACGAGGGGACGGCACGAAAUAUUAUGUGGCAGGUCAUUGAUGCCGCUAAAACUUGCUGUGAGCGUGGCGUCUUCCAUCGUGAUUUAAAAUUGGAGAACCUUCUGGUGAACCAGGACACCAUGGAGGUCAAAUUAAUUGACUUCGGGUGCGGUGCGCUCAUGAAGAAUUCUGCCUUCAAAUCCUUUAGUGGCACAAGACCGUACUGUCCACCCGAGUUCAACAUGAAGGGCAGGUACCACGCAAAGCCGACCACAGUGUGGACACUAGGGUUCAUUCUGUAUGAAAUGCUGUGCGGGGAAUGUCCUACAUCCUACGACCGGCACAUGAUCACUGUGAACCUCUGGACCAGACCUGGCUUGUCAAAAGAAUGCUGCCAGAUGAUUUGUGAUUGUCUGCAGCCUGAUCCACAGAAGAGACUCAGUCUGGAUGAGAUGCAUCUCCAUGACUGGUUUAAGGUCACAGAGUAAGACACAAAGAACAUCAGAAAACAACUCCUGUCACAGC
This is a messenger RNA of Sinocyclocheilus anshuiensis, 844 nucleotides long. Its product is annotated as serine/threonine-protein kinase pim-1-like. Gene Ontology annotation, cellular component: cytoplasm. Gene Ontology annotation, biological process: regulation of mitotic cell cycle; negative regulation of apoptotic process; protein autophosphorylation. Lineage: Eukaryota; Metazoa; Chordata; Actinopteri; Cypriniformes; Cyprinidae. The record is from RefSeq and is a predicted model, not a curated record. The transcript has 6 exons. The coding region runs from base 37 to 807 and encodes 256 amino acids. Gene Ontology annotation, molecular function: ATP binding; protein serine/threonine kinase activity.